CGGGCCUUCGCUGCGUUGCAUGCUGGGACUGGUAGUUUCUCCCACGCACUUACUCAAGGCAGGCGCUCUCUCCCCGCUAUUUUCCUUGACCCCUCUGCCUUCCCGUAGCGUUCGGGUUCUGACUUGAUACGGAGGCCGCCGGGCCAUGGUGCCCCGAGUGCUUCGGGCCCUUCGCUUCCUUGUUGGGACAGCUGCGACACGUUCUCAGAGGGUUGCCCGUUGCUCUACGGCGACGCGGAGCCCGCACGGCAUUAAGGCCACCAUGGCAGUCCGAGAGUGCCCUGCCCGCGACUGGGAGUCCCACAGGCUGGGCGCCGAGGAGGCAGCCGGGGGAGAGUCCGGAGGGAGCGGAGAACCUUCCUCCUACGCCAGCCAGUUACAGAUGGAUAGCGAUGGAUGCCAUAGCAUGGAGCAGAAGAAAAAGCAAAGUAAAAAACAAAAAAAGGAGUUGUGCAGUCUUGAUGGUUCCAUACGCUGUUUGAUGAUGGAAAUGCCAUUUGCCAAAGCAGAUAUUGAGAAUGAAUUUAAUGACAACUGUGCACUUCAUUCAAACAUUAAGAAGAAGAGAAAGAGAACUACAGGAACAGAGAAUGAAGGAGAAAAUCUAAUAAAGAAAAAAAAGAAAAAACAAGACCGGCCAAAUUAUUUUAUCUCUCUUCCAAUUACAAAUCCAAAGAUCAUGGAUGGUAUUAAGGCUCUUCAGAAUACAAUAAUAAAAAAGGAUUGCAGGCUUUCUAAAGCAAUGGUUCAUCAUGGUUCUUUGCAUGUCACCCUCUUAGUAAUGCAUUUGUCCAGUGAAGAAGUUAUUGACAAAGCAAUUGGUGCUUUCUUGGAGAGUAAAAACUUAAUAGAAGAACUCCUGCAAGAGAAGCGCCUGGACGUCUCAUUUCAAGGAAUUGAUCACUUUAGAAAUCAGGUUGGAUUUGUGAAGUUGGCAGACGGUGAUCAUGAAGCAACACUUUUAAAGAUAGCAGAGAUUGUGAAGAAAGUAUUUCAGGAAAAGGGCAUCCUCACGGGAGAUGACAAAGCUCUUAAGCCUCACUUGACUUUCAUGAAGUUGUCAAAAUCCCCCAAACUUCGAAAACAGGGAGUGAAAACAAUUGAUCCAGCUUUAUAUGACAGUUUCAAGAGCCAUUAUUUUGGAGAUGAACUCCUAAAUCGUCUAGAUCUGUGUUCGAUGAUGAAAAAAAAGCAGCCUAAUGGCUACUAUCACUGUGAAUCCUCUAUUACUGUUGGGAAAAGCCAUGAAGCCAAUGUAGUAAAGGAAGCUUUGCACAAAGAACAGUUGGCCCUGUUAUCCAAACUGAAUCAGAUAAAGGCGCUUUUGUCAAGCCCAGAGAUCCGGAUGAAAAUGUACAAGGAACUGCUUGUAACAGGACUUAGUGGCAGCAUCUGGGAAAAUUAUUCCAGUGCUGCAUCUUCCCUCACUUAACUAAAAUUGCAUUUUUAGACAGAAUAUUUGUUAAACAAAUUUGUCUUGUUUAUUUGGGGGGAAGUCGACAUGAAAAUAUUUGAAAUCAAAAGAAAUAAUACACGAUAAGAUAUACAAAUACAUGCUUUCAGAAUCCAUCUGUUGCACAGAAUUAAAAAAAUACAUAUCUUAAGGGAUCUUAUAUUUUAUGUGUUUGCCAGAGGAGGGAAAAACAGUAACCAUGCACAGAAAUGGCACUCUUUAUUUUUAAAGAUUGUGCAACUCAAGUAUAGAAAGCCAGUAUAAGACAGCAUGGCUUAGGCAAUGUCUUGGUUAAUGCCAUCUUGUAUGCUUACUGCUGCCACAGGAAGUCAAAUGGCACAUCUGUAUAGAAACUUCCUGGUUCAGUACUUCAGCCCAAUCUAAGAAUUGUAGGAAGCACAACUGAAAAAGAUUUACUUUUGGAAGAAUAGUGUAUUCUCUUCCUUUGGAUGGAUUGGUCCUCCUGAGUUAACCCUGCAAUUCCUUCCCUAUACCAUAACACCUCCGUUUAUCGUAUAAUCCACUGAUAAGAUUACUCUGGUUGUGUAUGGGUACUGUGCAGUUUGCAAAUAUCAGAUACUCAGCACAUUCAAAGCCUUGAAAAAAUGAGUAAAGUUCUGUCAAAGUUAAGUAAUUUGCAGUGCAAUCCUAUGCAGAGUUACUCCAGUUUAAGCUCAGUAAAAUUGUCAGGCUCCAGCUCUAUCUAUACUUACUUAGGAGUAAGCCACAUUGAACUCGAGAGACUUACUCUAAGUAAACACAUAGAGAAUUAUGUUGAACAAGCCUCACAGAUUUCAAGAGGUGCUGCGUGUUCACAUUUAUAAUUCUCUCCUAUUGAAAUCAGUAAGGCAUUCAAGAGUUCUGUGCUGUGGUUAUAUCAUGCCCCCCUGUGUGUACAUGUCUUUUGAACUGAACUCAUUAUUCAUUGUUCUUUAACAAAUCAUUUCAGGAUCUAUAAAGUAACAAUUUCAGGAAAAUUAAUAAAUUAAUUUUAAACUGUACAGCCAAUGUUUUGUAGUACAAUGUAUAUAUACUGAUGUUUUGAUUGUUCAAUGUUUUCUUUUUUUAAACAGAAUUUGAAAUCAAAUGUACAGAUGCUGAAAUAUUAUUUCUGUUGUUGUUUACAUUCAAACAGGAAUGUUUUAAGUUACUCAAAGUUCAUUGUGAACUCACAAAACUGAAUGAACCUUACCUAAUCAUUUCUUAAAGGACUGUGCUUGAUUCCCCCCUCUUAAAUUCUUGAUGUCUUUACUUUUCUGUAAAUAUCUGGAGUUUGCUAGAGCCAUAGUAUUGUAACAUUAGUCCAUUAUUUUAUUUCAGGGACACUUGAGAAAUCCCAAAUCCAACAAGGGUGGACCUGUAUAUACUAGUCUGUGCAGAAGAAACUACAAUGGAAAGAUAGUUUUUAGAUACUUGGACAUUUCUUUUGGAUUUGUCAGCCAUAUUUUGACUGUUUUUAGAUGCUGAUCCUUGCUAACUUAAAUGUAGGCAUAUAAGCUACAAAUUUGAAUUAAACUCAAGUAAAGGAUACCACCAGAACUAAAGUGAAGGAUGCCACCAGAAUAUGGAUUACCUACAUUUUAACUUCAAAUAUUGAGGCCCAGAAACCCUGCAUCUAAUCUAGACUAUACCUGUGGCUUAAAGUCUAAGGUAUUCAUACCAGUGAUGUCACUGGGAUGUGCCAUGGGCCAAAUACUUCUGAGCAUGCUAUAGCCUGCAUUGGGAUGCCACCGUUGCUGCAUGCAAGGGUAGAAAGGAGGAAUCAACUUCCAAAGAGAAAAUUUUUCAUGGUCUAAUCCACCGCAACAUUUCUCUUUGUGGCCAUCUCUGGUGCCUUCAGGACUUUUGUGUUCAUUAAGUUCUAUCUUGGAUACUGUUCUAAAAUGGUAGUGCUAAGUAUAACUUCUUCGUACGUGCAACAAGCCUGCUUGUAAGAAUGGCUAGAGACAGUGUAUGAGAGACAAGUGACAUUCUGUCAGAGUGCUGCUGCAGCCAACCUUAAGCAUAACAGAUGAUAACCAUCUUGGAGUAACUGCUGUGAAAAUGAAAUCGUGCAGACUCUUCUGAGGAAGGGAGAAUCCCUUAACCUUAAAGUGGAGGGCUGUGAUUCCUCUUCUUCACCCCAAUACCCAUUUCCAAACACAUUACUAUUUCUUUUUCUAUCGUGACACCAAUAUUCAAGAGCUAUGGAUUUAAGAAGAAAUAGCUAUUUUAUUCCUAAUAUAUGUGUAAGAGCUAGCAACUUUGCUACUUUCGCUUUGGCAUACUGUUAAGGUGAGGUGCCAAGAUAAAGAAACUGGCUGCCAAAGUAAAGCAUGCUUUGAUUGUACUGAUAUUCUAAGUGAUGAGCAUAACCAAAUCGAAACACAGGCACAGAUAAUGAACUCUUUAUUUCAGGCUAUGUAGCCUUUAGAAACCACUGCAUACCAGAACCAGUUUUCUCAUGCUAACUACAGACUUAACCCCAUUUUUGCUCCCAAACAAUCUUGGCACCUCCAUUUUCACACAGUGGAUCACAACACAGUAGUGUUGUGUGAUGUGACAAUUUUAGUGCUUGCACUAAAAACAUGCAAAAAAUUAAAAAUGGUAACCCCUUUCCAUAGACAGUGUAUACCAAGGACUUCUACACUGACCAUAAUCUAGAGUUUGUGCACAUGAAGGAAAUUUCCAAUUACAGCAGACAGGAUCUUUUUUUCCAGGCCAUAGAGACAAUAGGAAAGGCCCAUCUACUGAGCCAAUAUGCUGAAUCCUGCCAUUAUAUUGUAGUCUGUUUUGCAAUGCUGAAUAGAAAGCACUUAUUGUAUCCCCUUCCUUUGCUAAAGAAGCACAGCAUGUACUUGGAAAAGGCAUGAUUGGUUUGCAGGCUCAUCUCUUUCUUUUAGUGUUGUCCCUCUAGAAUGGACUAAACACUUCUCAUUCCAGAACAUUUUGCUCCAAAACCUCCAUAGAAUAAACACUGAAGCUGUACACGACAUUUUUAAAAUUUUGAUCUGACAAUUAUCCUCUAGCAUGUAGCAUCAACUGUUAGCAGUCAGAUUCUCCCACUGAGGGGCAGUUUAUAUUUAUGAAAUCACAAACACUCUCAUAUGUUAGAAGCAUAAGGCACUGCCUGGCAUGAAGUUAAACAAAAUAGAUGCCAGCCAGGUAGGAACCUGGAAAAUACUUUAGAAGGGGAGUCAGAGUGGCUAAGGACCCCCUCCAUGCCCUGGAGGGAUGCAUAAUUUAGGACAAUAAGGUCUCCCAAGAAACUUCUGCCUAAUCUCAUCCACACCCAGCCUUACUUCCCCUCACCUGUUUACCCUAAUUAAGCACCACCUAACGCUAUUCACCAAAUUUGAUAGCUUUACCUAUCUGGUACUCAAAGGAUUAUCAAACACCAUUUAUACCUAUAGUGUACCUCAAGUAGACCCAUUGAGCCUCUCGCAGCUCAUUAUCCACCUUCAGAAAACCCAUUAUGUCAUUGUUUUGGGGGCAAAGAUGUCAGCUUGCCACAGGGAGCAUUUUGCCCUAUAUCUGGACUCCCUAGCCACCAGUAAAAGAGAGAGAGUCUUUGGAGCCAUACACGUGCCUGUUUGGGCCUUCUCUUGUUCUCCGUGAAACGCUGGUCGUUUUGCUGCUGUAGACCUCUAUCCUCAAGACUGGUAACAAUAGCCUUCUCUGAAACUUUCUCCCCUUUUCCUCCCUGAUUUCCUUUUAGUUAGCAUCUUGUGUGUGCUAUGUGUGUUUGUAUGUUUGCCCUUUUAUUUCCCUUUUAAUAAAAACUUUCCAGUUGAA
Eublepharis macularius is the source of this 5227-nucleotide messenger RNA. It is a transcript of the gene AKAP7, whose product is annotated as A-kinase anchoring protein 7. Lineage: Eukaryota; Metazoa; Chordata; Lepidosauria; Squamata; Eublepharidae. The record is from RefSeq and is a predicted model, not a curated record. The transcript has 8 exons. Gene Ontology annotation, cellular component: cytosol. Gene Ontology annotation, molecular function: protein kinase A regulatory subunit binding. The coding region runs from base 146 to 1432 and encodes 428 amino acids.